UCUCGUAUUUGGCACAAUUCAUCAUUUCUAUAUCUCAUCAAUUACAAGUUUUAUAUUCCUUAUCAAUUAAGCUCUUGUCUGCAACAAUGGUGUCUGCUACUGCAAAGAAAACAGUUGCUCCUAAGAAACCCCGAUCUCAUCCUCCUUAUGUUGAGAUGAUAUCAGAAGCAAUAAUGGUGUUGAAGGAAAGAACUGGUUCAAGUCAAGUUGCGAUAGCAAAAUUCAUUGAAGAAAAGCAAAAGGAUUUGCCUACAAAUUUCAGGAAACUCUUGUUAGUUCAAUUGAAGAAACUCGUCGCAUCAGGCAAACUCACUAAAAUCAAAGGCUCUUUCAAGCUUACCCCCGCUGUCAAACCCGCCGCAAAACCUGCCGCAAAGCCCGCCGCAAAGGCCGUUGCUCCGGCGAAGAAGAAAACCACCGCCACCGCAAAGCCAAAAGCAGUGAAGGGUAAAGCAGCAGCGCCGGCGAAGAAAGCGACGAAGAAGACAGUGGCUGCUCCGGCGAAGAAGGUUGUGAAGAAAGCAACUCCGGUGAAGAAAGCUGCGGUUGCUAAAGUGAAGAAAACUACACCGGCGAAGAAGGUUGUGAAGAAGCCUAAAACCAUUAAGGCAACUCCGGCUAAGAAAGCAAAGAAGUGAAGAGAUUAGGUUAAAUUUGUGGUUGAAUUUGUAAAUUGUUUUUACAUUUCUCUAGUGAAGUGAUAUGAAUUUGGCCCUUUUUUUUUUUUUUUAAGUUUGCGUAUUGCUGUUAGUAUUGUUCUCCAUUGUUAGGGUUUGUUUUAGGGGUAUGAUGACAUAUGCUCAUUGUCAUAAUAGGGUUUGAAUGAAUAGUAACAGAUUUGUAUGAUGGAAAUGAAGAACAGUGUUGGUAGUA
Molecule: messenger RNA, 873 nt
Organism: Lycium ferocissimum
Lineage: Eukaryota; Viridiplantae; Streptophyta; Magnoliopsida; Solanales; Solanaceae
Product: histone H1-like
Exons: 2
Coding region: 87-638 (183 amino acids)
Biological process (GO): chromosome condensation; negative regulation of DNA recombination; nucleosome assembly
Cellular component (GO): nucleosome; nucleus
Molecular function (GO): nucleosomal DNA binding; structural constituent of chromatin; double-stranded DNA binding
Source: RefSeq, a predicted model, not a curated record